CUUGUUGACAUUGCCAGUUUAUGCAAAUUUAGCGGCAAUUAAUCGCAGGCAGCAACUAGUACUAAAGUCAAGUGCAAAAUAAACCAAAGACAAUCCCAAACUAAACGCAACGUAACAACAGCAACUGCAAUAAGACAACAAACAGCCGGAGAAGCAGCAGCAGCAGCAGCAUGGCCUGGGGCUAUUGGUCUGCCACUACAGUGGAUCGUGGUCGGUCGCCGCGACGCGUAAUGCAGAGCACGCCGCUGCCAGUUAAUUUGGUGCAGCAGGAGGAGGAGGAGGAGGAGCCAGCACCACAGCAGCAGCAGCAGCAGCAGCAACAGGCGCAGCAGCAGUCGCAGCAAUCCCAGACUUGUCCCAAUACGCCCAAUCAGCAGGGCGGCAAUGGCGGCACACUCUGCUAUAGUCCCACUUGCCGUUCGCGUUGCUCCAGUCCUUGUCCGGGUUCGCCAUGUGGCUCCAUAACGCCGCCACCGCCGCCGCUGAUGACGUCAUCGCAGCAGCAUCUGCAUCAGCAUUCCAACAAGAACUGCCCGGCGGCGCAGCAGCUAAUGACGCACUUGGACUACGCGGCCAGGCGACAGUCCUUGGACCAGCUGGACAGUCCGCAGGUACUGAACACGUCCAAGUACUUUGACAUACAGGCCAACCAGCUGUCGGACAUCAUGUGUCGCGGCGCCGUCGUCAGCUCCAUACAGUCGGCCAACAAUACGCUCACCAGAGGCGUCUCGCUGCAUAGCCGCAGUGGCAGCGCUCAUGGCAGCCAUCAUAGUCACAGUCAUCAUGGCAGCGCGCACGGCUCGCUCGGCUGUCUGCAGGGCGGAGUAAGUGUGGGCGUGGGCGUGGGCGUGGGCACAGGCAGCACGGGCAGCAUUGGCAUGAUGUCGGCCAGCCAUAUUGAUACGGGCGAUUAUGAUGUGCCGCAUCCGCAUCCAUAUACGCAUCAUUAUAUGCAGACGACAGCUUCGAUGACGCCGCCGCAUGCAACGCUUAGCAGGCCAGGAUCGGCGGGCGCUGUGUGCACGGGUCAUGACUCCGGCUCGGAUUCUAGCCAGGGCUGCGGCGGUUCCAUCAUGGGUGGCAUGCUGGUAAUGGGCCAUGCCGGCCAUAUGGGCAGUCUGGGUCAUCAUAGCACGGGCAGCGGCUCGCUGGGCCGCUGCUCCAGUCGUUGCCACAACACCACCACCACUGACGACUCGGGCGGCGGCAGCAGCGGCGGCGGUGGUGGCGUCGGCGCUGGCAACAAUGUUAUGAUCGGUGCUCCGGGCAUGCUCAUGGAUUACCAUCAUGUUCAUCAUAGCGGUAGUGCGGGCAGCGGUCUCAAUGGUUGCGGUGCUGGCGGUGGCAGCAUUGCUGGUGGCAGCAUCGGUGGACGCAACAGCGUUCUCGGCACUAUACACAAUGGCCACGGGCAUCAUCAUCAGCAAUAUCAUCACGAGUGCAUCCACUACGAACGCUUGCCCAUACCUGUGCCCAUUCCCACAGUGCCCAUGGGCGUGGCCCAGCAACAGCAGCACCAAAUGCCGCCUCAGCAUCAGCUGCAGUCCGAGGAGGAAAUAGAGCCGGCCUAUGCUACAGUAUUCCCCAAUGUUCCUCAAGCGCCUGGUCUAUCCUGCGAUGGUGAAGAUCGCAGCAUCUACAGACGCGGCGCUCGUCGCUGGCGCAAAUUGUAUCGCGUCAAUGGACACAUUUUCCAGGCCAAGCGCUUCAAUCGCCGCGCCUUCUGUGCCUAUUGCCAGGAUCGCAUCUGGGGACUUGGGCGACAGGGUUUCAAGUGCAUACAGUGCAAGCUGUUGGUGCACAAAAAGUGUCAUAAGCUAGUGCAGAAGCACUGCACCGAUCAGCCCGAGCCGCUGGUCAAAGAGCGCUCGGAGGAGUCUAGCGAUCCCAUGCCGGUGCCUUUGCCGCCAUUACCGUAUGAAACAGUGGGCGGCAGUGGCGAUGCCUACGAGUCGCAUGAGCAUGCGCAUAUUGUGGCACCGCAGCAGGCCGAGGAUCCCUUGGAGCCGGCCACACAGCGCCAGUACUCGCUGAACGACUUUGAGCUGAUACGCGUCAUUGGACGCGGCAGUUAUGCCAAGGUUUUGAUGGUGGAGCUGCGACGCACACGUCGCAUUUAUGCCAUGAAGGUCAUCAAGAAGGCGCUGGUCACCGACGACGAGGACAUUGACUGGGUGCAAACGGAGAAGCAUGUGUUUGAAACAGCCUCGAAUCAUCCCUUCCUGGUGGGCCUGCACUCCUGCUUCCAGACGCCCUCGCGUCUCUUCUUUGUCAUUGAGUUUGUGCGCGGCGGCGAUUUGAUGUACCACAUGCAACGCCAGCGACGUCUGCCCGAGGAGCACGCGCGCUUCUAUGCAGCUGAGAUUAGUUUGGCGCUGAACUUCCUACACGAGAAGGGCAUUAUCUAUCGCGAUCUGAAGCUGGACAAUGUGCUGCUGGACCACGAGGGCCACAUCAAGCUAACCGACUACGGCAUGUGCAAGGAGGGCAUUCGCCCAGGCGACACCACUUCCACAUUCUGUGGCACACCCAACUACAUAGCGCCUGAGAUAUUGCGCGGCGAGGACUAUGGCUUCUCGGUGGAUUGGUGGGCGCUGGGUGUGCUGCUCUACGAAAUGCUCGCCGGACGCAGUCCAUUCGACAUUGCCGGCGCCUCCGAGAAUCCCGAUCAGAACACUGAAGAUUAUCUGUUCCAAGUCAUUCUGGAGAAGACCAUACGCAUACCGCGCUCGCUGAGCGUGAAGGCUGCCUCCGUAUUGAAAGGUUUCCUCAACAAAAAUCCCGCUGAUCGCUUGGGCUGUCAUCGCGAAUCGGCCUUCAUGGAUAUUGUUAAUCAUCCGUUCUUUAAAGUCAUUGACUGGGAAAUGAUUGCUCAAAAGGAGAUCGAGCCACCUUAUAUACCUAUACUGGAUCCUGACGAUCCUUAUAUGUCAUCAAAUUUUGACAUUCAAUUCACCAGAGAGCCGGCUGAAUUGACGCCCGAUGAUCCUCAUGUGAUUGACAACAUUGAUCAAUCGGAGUUCGAGGGCUUUGAGUAUGUGAACCCAUUGCUGAUGUCACUGGAGGAUUGCGUCUGACAUCACGAGACGUGUGAUUUACAUCCGUAUAAUAUGCGUCUCUAUGGCGAGGACUCCAGUGAUUACGAUUCAGUGGCUGAUGACUUGAGUCUAUUGCACUUAAACAGUGCUGCAGCAGGAUUAGCCAAUACCAAUAAUAAUUUAAGUCAGCAACAACAACAACAACAUUAUCGCCAACAGCAACAGCAGCCACAAGGCCAGCAAUAUCAUCAAUACACACAACAGCAGCAGCACUUACAACAGCAUCCACAACAUCAACAACAUCAUCAUAAUAAUGCACAUGUUUUGCCUUCCAUUGAACUAAUUAAAAUAACGAAUUAGACAAGAUCAACAGGCUAUAGCUGAGAGCAACAGCAACAACUAGCCGAUGAACAUUAAAAACUAACUUCUACAUACUGCAGCAUUCAAAAUUAACAAACUAAAUGUCACAAAAUGCGAGUAUUACAAUAGACUACAAAUGAUUACUUUACUAUACUUAUGAGCACCUAGGCAGCCGGCUAAACUCUAUGCAACUAAAUUUCAGCAAAAGUAUCUUUAAACGGACACUCAAUAUCUAAUGUGAAGCAACAAUUUUAAGCUAUGGAAAUCUAUAAACAUAUACGCAUUAAAUAUUAUAUAUACAUGCAUAUAUACA
Molecule: messenger RNA, 3711 nt
Organism: Drosophila busckii
Lineage: Eukaryota; Metazoa; Arthropoda; Insecta; Diptera; Drosophilidae
Gene: aPKC
Product: atypical protein kinase C
Exons: 10
Coding region: 171-3077 (968 amino acids)
Biological process (GO): protein phosphorylation; establishment or maintenance of cell polarity
Molecular function (GO): zinc ion binding; ATP binding; diacylglycerol-dependent serine/threonine kinase activity
Source: RefSeq, a predicted model, not a curated record